This is a messenger RNA of Gopherus flavomarginatus (Mexican gopher tortoise), 1797 nucleotides long. It is a transcript of the gene TRAF3IP3, whose product is annotated as TRAF3 interacting protein 3. The coding region runs from base 1 to 1644 and encodes 547 amino acids. The record is from RefSeq and is a predicted model, not a curated record. Lineage: Eukaryota; Metazoa; Chordata; Testudines; Testudinidae. The transcript has 15 exons.
AUGAUCAGUCAAACUGAGACGUCCCCGCGCCGGUGCAAGCGUCUGAGUGAGAGUUACGAUGAGAAGUGCGAGCGCUGGCAACGGACCCGUGAGAGCUUGUGGAGGAGAAACAAUGUCACCACAUGUCGCCAUGUGAGGCAAUGUCGGAAAAAGGAGGCAGAGGAGCAGUCCCAGAGCCCACGCCAGAAAGAGUUCCUGAAGAGAAGGAACUUAGCCACCGAAGAAGAAAAGAAACAAGUGAGGUUUCUUACUGGGACACCGGUAUCUCCGAGACUAGAGUGUGCAACAGGCAUCCCCAAGGAAGCAUCCUGCUGGAUGGAUUUGAGGUCACCCACAUCCCUCCAGAACUACAGAACCUCCAUGGUCCUUCACAAACAUCCCCAGCACAGCCUCAAUGAUCCUCGCAUGCAGAACUGGCACUCCUGUGGCAUUUCAUCACAAAACAUCCUCCCCAAAGACAUCUCCAAGCUUAGCCGAGGCACUCAAACAUUAACAGAUUCUAGUGCAAUAAAGAAAAAUUCAAGCCAACAAACAGACUGUGGCAUAGCAGUGCUAGAUAAGGAAAUCAUUCAACUUUCCAACUACCUCAAGGAGGCGUUACAUCGAGAGCUGCUGCUGAAGCAGAAGAUGGUGAUUUUACAGGAGCUUUUAUCGACAUUGCUGCAAGCAUCAGAAAAAUCUUGGAAGGGUCAGCUGAAUGAACACAAACUAAAGGGUAAACUGAGGGCCCUUGAAAAUCAGCUUCACACCUGUGCCCAGAAUUACUCAAAGGACAGUGUGAAGAGGAUUCUGAUGGAGAUGGAGGACCAAAAGCAGACCUACGAGCAGAAAGCAAGAGAAGCUCUGCAGAAGCUGCUGGAGGAGAAACUCCAAGCACAACAGCAGCUACAGAAUACUCAGAGGACCCUGGCAGUCACAGAAGAUGACUGUGCUCUCUGGAAAGAACACUAUGACACAUUAAAAACAGAGUGGAGUGAGACAGUCACUAAGCACACUGAACUGGAGAACAAACUCCAUGUUUUGCAGAACCAACUGCAAUGGGCAGACACCCAGAAUGAUCAGCUCUACCAGACCCUGCGUAACUUGGAGAGUGAGCGUGAAGAUCUCUAUUCGAGAAUCGAGGCUCUACAAGCAGACAACCAGCUCAGAAUGGAGCACGUCAGUGCAAUGGAAGGUAAAUUGCAAAAUGAACAAAAGCAAAAGCUGGCGCUGGAAGUGACAAUCACUUGUUUGCACAACCAGUUACAGAACCAGUCCAAGGAGAAGGCGGCUCAGGAAGAGGUGGUAGUCAGAAAAGAUCAGGUUUUAACUAUGCAGAUCCAACCCCCCAGUCCAGUCAGAGAAAAACAAGAUGCUUUGUUAAAGCAUCCUGAUGAUGAGGGAGAGGAAAAUCUGAAGGACCAGGUGCAGAAGAGGACAGCCCAACUCAUUGCAAAGGAAAAGGAGUGCGCAGAUCUCCGCUUUGAGCUGGAGGCCCUGAGCGACGAGUACCGCUCCUGCAUGACCAAGUUACGUCAGUGUCGAGACGAGCUCAAUCAGUUCCAGAGCAAGCAGUCCAAAAGACAAUGUGGCCACUGGAUCCCUCUCCUAAUGGUGGUGAUAGCAGCAGCCAUGGCGGCUUUCUUAGCCAAUUUUGUACCAUGAGAAUCCAUCAGUUUCAAUUACCUCAGCAUAGCAACUGACUCAACUUUUUUCACUGUAAUGUAUAAAAAUUUUGUAGGGUUUUUGGGGGGAUAUUUUUGAGCUGGUCUCACUCCUCAACAAAUUCACACUGGUCCAAUAAAUGCGGUGAGAUCA